Molecule: messenger RNA, 2686 nt
Organism: Saccostrea echinata
Lineage: Eukaryota; Metazoa; Mollusca; Bivalvia; Ostreida; Ostreidae
Product: elongation factor 2-like
Exons: 12
Coding region: 90-2618 (842 amino acids)
Biological process (GO): translational elongation
Cellular component (GO): cytosol; ribonucleoprotein complex
Molecular function (GO): GTP binding; ribosome binding; GTPase activity
Source: RefSeq, a predicted model, not a curated record
CGAUUUACUAUUCUCUUUGGAGAGCUAAAAAAUUAGGGCCCUCAAGGGGCGAAACAGUGUUGAACGCCGUGCAGAGGAGAAAAAAUAAUAUGGUGAAAUUUUCAGAAGAACAAUUGCGGACGGUGAUGUCCCGUCCCAGUCAGAUACGAAAUAUCUCGGUCAUAGCCCACGUGGAUCAUGGCAAGACCACGCUAACGGACUCGCUUUUAGCAAGAGCUGGAGUCAUUUCAGCUGACCAGGCGGGGGAUAAGUGUGCCAUGGACACACGAAAGGACGAACAACUUAAGGGAAUUACCAUCAAGUCAACAGCAAUAUCUCUAUUUUAUGAGAUUGAAACAAGGAUGUUGCCUAAAGCGCGUGUCCAGCAGGAAGAGGAGGGAAUCCGUGAGUACCUCGUCAAUUUGAUUGAUUCCCCUGGUCACGUGGAUUUCUCCUCUGAGGUUACGGCAGCAUUGAGAGUGACAGACGGAGCACUAGUUGUAGUGGACAGCAUAAGUGGCGUUUGCGUACAGACGGAGACUGUUCUACGACAGGCAUUGGCUGAGAGAAUCAAGCCAGUGCUUAUGAUUAACAAACUGGACAGAUGUAUUUUUGAGACACAGUUGGAACCUGAAGAACUGUACUGCAAAUUACGCGGGACCAUCGAACGAGUGAACGCAAUUCUGGCAACAUACAGCGAGAACGACAGCUGUUUGAGUGAUACCACGUUGGACCCAUCUUUAGGAAAUGUUGCUUUUGGAUCUGGAUUGCACCGUUGGGGCUUCACCCUUAGAAAAUUUGCGAAAAUGUAUGCCGCAAAAUUGGGUACUGAUGAGGACAAGUUCAUGAAGAAGCUUUGGGGAGACCACUUUUAUAAUCCGGAAACGAGGAAAUGGAAGAGAACGGAAGGAGAUGGUUAUGUUAGAGGUUUCAACAAGUUCGUUCUGGAACCAUUAUUUAAGAUGCUUAAAGCAACCAAGUCGAUGGCAAAAGAGGAAAUAUUUAAGCUGACAGAAAAACUGAGUUUGCAACUCUCAAGUGAAGAGAAAGCUUUAGAAGGAAAGGAGUUUAUGAGGAAUGUGAUGAUGAAAUGGCUGCCUGUCGGCGAUGCGAUGUUGGAGAUGAUAAUUGUGCACUUGCCAUCACCGGAAGUGGCCCAAAAGUACCGUACAGAGAUCCUAUACGAAGGACCGAAUGAUGACGAAGUGGCGAUAGCAAUGAAAGAGUGUAACCCUGACGGUCCUUUGAUGGUCUACAUCUCCAAAAUGGUACCAUCCACUGACAAAGGUCGGUUUUUCGCUUUUGGACGCGUGUUUUCCGGAACCAUAUCCUCUGGAAUGAAAGUACGUGUGAUGGGUCCACAGUACGAACCCGGAAAGUCGCAUGAUCUGUUUUACAAGACUAACCCUAGGGCUGUCAUCAUGAUGGGUAGUAAGAUAACCUCAGUGGGAGAUGUGCCGUGUGGAAAUGUUGUAGGUCUUGGUGGAAUAGACAAAUUCUUGGUCAAGUCUGGUACAAUAACAACAUAUGAAAAAGCCCACAACAUGAAGGUGAUGAAGUUUUCCGUUAGUCCUGUCGUGAGAGUGGCCGUGGAUGUCGUCAAUCCUUCCGAUUUACCGAAACUUGUGGAAGGUCUUCAGCGAUUGGCCAAGUCUGAUCCUAUGGUGCAGUGUUCUUUCGAGGCUGGUCAGCAUAUCGUUGCAGGAGCAGGAGAGCUCCAUCUUGAAAUAUGUCUGAAGGACUUGGAAGAAGAUCACGCUAGCGUCCCCCUCAAGAAACAUGAUCCUAUUGUCACUUAUAAAGAAACGGUUUCACAAAAGUCCAGCCAAGUCUGUUUGUCAAAGUCUGGAAAUAAACAUUGCCGCGUUUUCAUGACGGCGGAACCCAUGCCAGACGGUCUGGCGGAAGAAUUUGAUUCAGGAAAAAUUAAUAAUAUGAGAGAUGUGAAGGAGCGCGGACGGUUUCUAGUGGAGGAAUUCAAAAUGGAUUCACAUCAAACAAAGAAGAUCUGGUGUUUUGGUCCUGCCUCAUCUGGUCCCAAUAUGCUAGUUGACGUGACUAAGUCAUGUCAAUAUUUAAAUGAGGUCAAGGACACAGUCGUAGCCGGAUUCCAAUGGGCAACAGAGGAAGGUGUUCUCUGUGAAGAAUCCAUGCGAGGAGUGAAGUUUAAUUUGGAAGACCUUAGUGCGCAUUCUGACCCAGCCCACCGGAAGGGAGCACAAAUGAUUCCAGCAACUAGACGAUGUUUGUUUGCUUCUUUCCUGACAGCCCAGCCAAGAAUUCUAGAACCUGUUUAUCUGGUAGAUAUUGAGGUUCCGCCGUCAGUGAUGGGAGGAGUUUUCAAUGUGCUGUCAAAGCGACGUGGUCUCAUGAUCGAAGAACAACAGAAGAUUGGGUCUCCAAUGUACAGCAUAAAAGCCCAUCUUCCUGUCAACGAAUCUUUUGGUUUCGCUGAGGAGUUGAGAGGACAAACAGGCGGACAAGCUUUUCCCCAAUGCGUCUUUGAUCAUUGGCAACUUCUAUCGGGUGACCCUCUGGAGCAGACGUCACGAGCCGGAACUGUCGUAGCCGACAUCAGACAGCGGAAAGGUCUCAAUCCCGUCAUACCCAAACUUGACAACUUCCUGGAUAAACUCUAAAAAGCGUACAUAUUAAUGAAGCUGAAGUAUUUUGUAAAAUUAAAGGAUGUUCAUAAUGAAAUACCAAA